This is a messenger RNA of Branchiostoma belcheri (Belcher's lancelet), 1490 nucleotides long. RefSeq names its product myosin-2 heavy chain, non muscle-like. NCBI's taxonomy places the organism in Eukaryota, Metazoa, Chordata, Leptocardii, Amphioxiformes, Branchiostomatidae. The coding region runs from base 80 to 1348 and encodes 422 amino acids. The record is from RefSeq and is a predicted model, not a curated record. The transcript is spliced from 11 exons.
GGAAGUUUUGUUUUUCUCGUGAUUUUGACAAUUUUUGGCGUCCAGGAAGCGAGAAAGACCCCAAAAGUACGCUAGAACAAUGUCAAGCAUGUAUCGAGCGUCCCAGGUUGACUGGGAAAACAAGUUUUCCUCAAUUGUGCGCGAAACGGAGGCGAAUCUGGCCAAGGUUCAGGAACGUCUGAAUGCAGCCAGAACUCCCACCAGCUCUUCCCUAGACUACCCUGUACAUGGAGACUCCUUCCGCCCUAGUCGUGACCCCAUCACCUCCACUCCCAAACCCAGGACUGUUCGGUUCUCAGAUUCCUCCAACCUGUCCUCAGAGCCUUUACAUGUAUCCAAUAAGGAGAAUAUAGACUCUGGUCAGGCCCCAGCCAUGUGGACUCUACUGUCAGAGAAACUGGACCUGCAGACAAAGGUUAUUGACACCUUGAAGCGGACAGUGGAAAAUCUGGAGAGGGACAGAGAUCAACAGAGGUCAAAAGUCAAGGAGUUAGAAAAUGACCUCCGUGUGGUGAACGACCGCCUGUCGGAGCGCGGGGUUGACCUUCAGACGGAGAUGAAGGUCGAGCGGUGGCGGCGUGAGGUCGCGGCUGAGGUGCAGGGUCUACAGCAGGAGCUACAGAACGUGCGGCGGGCGCGGGAUGGGGAGCGCUACGGGGUCAGCGAGGGGGUCACCGCGCUGUCACGGGAACUACAGGAGAGUAAGAGGUUUCUUCAAGACGAAUGUGAGGCACUCAGAAGGGAAAUUGAGGGCAUGAAGACUAGGAUCGUAAAACAAGAAGUGGACCUGGCCACAUCCAUCUCCCAAGCAAGAGACAUUAGCAGGAGACAGGACCAUGUAGACAAGGCUGUGAAGUCUUUACAGGAGAACCAUCGGUCCCAGUCACAUGACACCAGCAGGGUGUCAGCCGACCAAUCAGAGACCCUCAAACAGAUCAAGGAACUCAAGAAUUCUGUAGGAAGUAUCCAGCGACAAAUAGACAGGACACAGGGAGAAACUAACCAACGGAGGAACAGACAAACAGAUAAUGUAAGAGACAACAGUAAGUCCAAGAGGCGACCCUACACCAGUAAAGGCUCUCGUAUGACGGGAGUUUUUGACACGUCAGACAUUGACACGGAUGUUGACCUGAGUUCUCCCAGUAUCGCCAGCCACAAGUCUUCUGACUUCUCCUACAACAUGGACUAUCUCAGGCCCACACCUGCUACAACUACAAGGCACAGGGACAACGAUCUGAACAGUCUGAGCCCCUCCCUCUCCCCCUCCCUGGAUGUGACCUUGAACCUGGACGACCUUGACCCCGGGGAUGUCAGCUCUGACCUUGACUUGGAUGACGACUUCUUAUGAUGACCCUUGUGUGAAGUAGAAGGAACGAGGACUCAUCUUAAGAAACUAGGGACCAACUCCUGAAGAAUUCUCAACUCAGGGAUUGAAAUCUUCUUAAUUGGGUAAAAACUUGUCGAGAAAACAGUGAUAACUUUGUUUGUUU